AUGUUAUUUAUUUUAAAAUUAUUAUUUUUAUUAUGUAUUAUUAUUAUAAAAAUUAAUGGAGAAUUAUCAAAUUAUUAUCAAUAUGAAAUUGAUAAAAAAAUAAAUGAUAGAAUUAAUAAUGGUAGAGAAAGUUUAGAAUCAAUUAAAAAGAAUUCAAUAUCAAAUAGAUGUUUGGAGGAAUGUAUGGAAAUAUUAUCAAAUGGUUGUAAGGAUAUGGAUGAUUUAUCAAAGAGUAGAUUAGCAGUUAAAUUAACCAAUUGUCAUUUGGCAAAGAGUGGUCACAAACAGUAUCCAUGUAGAUUUGAUAUGUCAAUACAAGAUUGUACAUCUAAAAUGGAUCAAAUGGCAUUCUCAACCUAUACAAAUUUUUAUAUAUCCACAGAAAAUAUUUGUUAUUAUCUAUCACAGGAACUAUUUCAACAACGUACAGAACAAUCAAUUAAUAAUCUUGUUACAAGUACACAUAAAACUCAAACUGUGAUUAAUAUAUUACAUUCAAAAGCAGAUGACAUCAAUGAACAAGUUGACCUAUCAUUAAGCAAUCAAAAAAAGUUAUUACAAAAUCAAAAACAAUUAAUCGACGAUUUAGAUAAUAGUGCCAACACAAUCAAUGACAUUGGUAAGAAAUCCAUUGAAAUCGAACAAUCCAUAACUAAACAAUCAAGACAACAACAACAAUUAAUCGAUUCACAUGAUCAACUUUCAAAACAAUAUCAUGAUCAAUCUAAACAAUCAUUGGAAUUAAUUAAUGAAAUUAAACAAUCAUCAGAAACAAUGAAUCAACAACAAAAACAAUCAUUAGAAAAUCAAAAUCAUUUAAUUCAAUUACAAUCUCAAUCCAUUCAAUUCAUUGAAACCAUUGAAACCAUCACUGAUACUUCAUUAUCAAAAUUGAAACAAGUAAUAACCUUUCAAGACCAAUUAUUAGAUGGUAAUAAAAUUAUUAUUACAAUCUUAAAUCAAUUAAAUUUACUUCAAAAUUGGAUUUUAUCUGAAGUUAUUGAUUUUAAAUCAAUUUAUUUUUAUAUUUCAAUUUUUUUAAUUAUAUAUUUAAUAUCAUCAACAAAAAGAACCAAAUCAACAAGAGUACCAUUAUUAAUUGGAUUAAUUAUUGAUAUUUUUGUUGAAAGAUCAAUUUGUUCAACAGUUUUAUCAUCUCCAUCAACAACAACAUCAACAUUAUUUAAUUUAUUAUCAAUUUUAUUCAAUAUUCCAAUAAUUAAGUUUAUAAGGGAAAAUUAUUUAUUAUUUACAAAUACAACAACAUCAACAACAACAUCAACAACAACAACAACAGAAUUCACAAAUAUUUUUUCAAAUAUUGAUCAAAGUAUACCAACAUCAAGAGAAAAUAUUUAUUUAAUGAUUAAUAAUAUUAGAAUAAUUUUUAUAGUUUAUUCGUUGGUUAUAUUAUUUUCAUCAUUUUGGUUUUAUAAAGAUUAUGAAAAAGACAACCACCAAAUGUUGGUUACAAUUUUAAAAACAGUAAAAAAGAGUGAAAAAAAGUAUAGCAAUUUAAAGAAUCUACUUUACGAAAAAGGUUUGCUCGACAAAAAUGAUAAAAGAUUAAAAGAUCAUUCUUCUGUUGAAAUUACUAAAUUAAUUGACUCUGUUGAUGAUAAUAAUUAA
This is a messenger RNA of Dictyostelium discoideum AX4, 1629 nucleotides long. RefSeq lists its product as hypothetical. The transcript has 2 exons. The coding region runs from base 1 to 1629 and encodes 542 amino acids. The record is from RefSeq and is a predicted model, not a curated record. NCBI's taxonomy places the organism in Eukaryota, Evosea, Eumycetozoa, Dictyosteliales, Dictyosteliaceae.